Molecule: messenger RNA, 2860 nt
Organism: Colletotrichum destructivum
Lineage: Eukaryota; Fungi; Ascomycota; Sordariomycetes; Glomerellales; Glomerellaceae
Product: Putative Ras-associating domain, sterile alpha motif domain, Ubiquitin-like domain superfamily
Exons: 3
Coding region: 689-2149 (486 amino acids)
Biological process (GO): signal transduction
Molecular function (GO): protein binding
Source: RefSeq, a predicted model, not a curated record
UCGUCCGUCUGCAGCACUCUCAUAUCCGAUUCAGUUCCAGCCCAGUCACUGCUGCUACAUCCUGCCGCUGCCAGAAUCUCCUCCGCCCCUUUCGCCUGAGCCCGAGCCCGAACGACGAUCUCAUCUUUGACCUGACUUGUCCUUCCAAAUCCUGCAGUCGACUCUGACGACGGCCUACCUACCACCUUGGUCUGUCCGAGUAGCGUGCUUCCGAUUGAGCCUCUUCGUUCCUACGCCUCUUCGUACACCUUCUACUGUCACCCUCUCUUUUUCUCUUCCCCUCCUCUCUCCUUCUCCCGACACCACCUCUUUCCAAAGACAGUCGGCCAGCAACACCGACGAACAGCGCGAGGAACCGAUGCUCGUGAUCCCGCCUUUGUCAGCCCAAUCCCGUGUGCUGCUCCCACACUACCAAUCUCUUCUGCAACGGGCCCCCGCAGCCGCCCUCUCGACCUCCUCAUCCUGAGGGCACCGCCGGCGCUUCUCGACACUCAACAACCCUCCCCCCGAUUCGUCUUCGUCAUCUGGACUUGUUUUCUCCCUCUCUCUUCCAGUCUCUGUGUCUUUCUGACUGCCGCUCACGGCUGCAACCUCCGCUACCGUUGCUUCACCUCUGCUACGACGUGCUGCUGCGCACCAUCCUCCCCUCCUUGCUUCUGAUCUGGCCCACGACCAACCAACACCAGCCAUGAAUUUCGACUCGGGCACCGCCUACGCAGAGUCGGACGCCGACGACGAAUAUGAGCGCAGUCUUGGACCCAACUCGCCCGUUGCCGACGACGAGGCAUCCCCAAUCGACUCCGAGCUUCCCUCUUCCAGCGAGCACACGCCCACCACCUACGGCCACCGCAGCAGCGCCGACCGUUUGCCCGAGACUAUCAUCUCCGAGUGGACCGCCGACGAGUGCGCCGACUUCAUUAGCACUAUCGGCCUUGCCCAAUAUGCCGAUAGCUUUGUUGAGAACGAGAUAGUCGGCGAGGCCCUGGUCGCGUUGCAACAUGACGACCUCAAGUCCAUGGGCAUUGCCAGUGUUGGUCAUCGCCUCACAAUUCUGAAGAGCGUCUACGAUGUGAAGAAGGCUCAGGAUAUCCCUAUAGAGAGCGACCACUAUGUGCCCUUAUCCGCCGACGCCGAAGCUCAGUAUGCGACAGCAACCCUCAAGGACAUCAAACAUCUGGUCGAGCAGCUUCGUCUGCGAGACGAGCGGAUGAGCCUGGUGGAAAAGGAUCUGCGUCGGCUUUCGGAAGACUUCAGACGCUUGCGCGAGGACAUGCUACCUGCCCUGCGCCUGGCUAAGGACUCGUCACAACCACUACCCAAUGUCUCCAACAACAACAACCAGAAUUACGGUUACGAGACUGUUUCACCCCCGGCCCCGACGCCGUCGUCUACCCAGUCGAUGAGCCUGCAGCGCCAGUAUUCCACUAAGAGGAUCAUGCUGGGAACGACGCCCAAAAACAGCUCGCCAUCACAUCUGCAAACAACCCAUGAGAGGUCCAUGGAACAGACGCUGGACCCUUCCAACGCUGCAGAGCGAGCUGUCUUGUCGUCAUCACAUCUGGCAGCCAUGAACGGCUCGGGCACGGCUACCUCACCCGGUUAUCCGUCUCCGAACAUGCCCUCGCCGACAUCUCCUCCUACACAUGGUGGCGCAACUCUGGGCUCCCGAUCGUAUCGCUCUGACCGCUCAGAAGCACCCACUCCUUCUUCACGAUCGACAUUUGCCGAGAACGACCACGGAUACAAAGGCCGCGAACAGGCCACGGCGCCGAAGCGCGGGCCGACCCCCGCCCCCGAUACCCCGAGUACGAGCAACGCGUCCGUCGAGAUCUUCAAAUCGUUCCGAGUCAGCAUGGACGACCCAUGCUACAAAGUCCUGCCCGCGGCUCUCAAAAAGUACCAGAUCAAUGCACCUUGGGACCAAUACGCCCUCUACAUUGUCUAUGGUGACCAGGAGCGCUGCUUAGGACUGGAAGAGAAGCCUCUCAUUCUGUUCAAACAGCUGGACAAGGAGGGCAAGAAACCCAUGUUCAUGUUGCGGAAGACUAACAACGCACAAGUCGAUCCGUCAUCAGAACAACCUGGGAGCGCGGGGCUUGGAGCCAGAGGCGCGACAACGGGCUAUGAUCCGCCCGGCGGUAUUAUUUAGGGGGUGAUACCGCUACUGAUCAUACUCGAAGCUCACCCUCCCCCGAUUUAACUUAUUUUUCCAACCGAUUCAUUUGAGUGGACACCAGCCGCAUGUUAGAUGCGGGGUUGGACAGCUUGACUGGACCUGACCACACACCGGAGUUGGAGUUCACCUGCAUAGCGCUGCGCGGAAGAGACACACGUCUACUUUGGAAUACUGUCGCGGAAACAAAGUGUGGAUUCGAUUGGGCAGGAGGUGUUUUUUUCUCCACGGUGUUUCGUCUCGCAUUUGUUCCUGGACUGUCCGAACUCGAAACGCGGAUCCGAGCAAUAUCUGUUUCUUUUUUUUUGUUUUUGUACGAGCUUCAAGAACUCGAAUCAACAGGACACCAGGGCCAUGAUCCGUCGCGAUGAAGGCAUCCUCCUGCGAGCCUGUUAAGGGUCUAUUGCUGUUGUGGCUCUGGGGUCCGGCUUGGGCUUACGCUGGGUGUAAGCGGGACUUAGAGGAUGAGCAUGGUACCUGUCUGUCAUGGUGUAUGUUGAUGUGGUUUGAUCCCGCGUAGAGCGGUCGUGUAAGCAACACUUGGAAGGAGGCGAGUGAUUUUCUGGGUAUUUGGGCGGCGGCAUCUGCUCGUGCGACCAAAGGGGUCGCGGAAGCUAUCAAAAGGGGCUAUUCACAAUUUCUUACAUGAACCUCUCGCCGUUUUUUGUUUGAUGCAGACGAUUCAAC